Molecule: messenger RNA, 3672 nt
Organism: Clarias gariepinus (North African catfish)
Lineage: Eukaryota; Metazoa; Chordata; Actinopteri; Siluriformes; Clariidae
Gene: map3k14a
Product: mitogen-activated protein kinase kinase kinase 14a
Exons: 16
Coding region: 699-3314 (871 amino acids)
Biological process (GO): protein phosphorylation; positive regulation of canonical NF-kappaB signal transduction
Molecular function (GO): protein kinase activity; ATP binding
Source: RefSeq, a predicted model, not a curated record
GUAAUUUCAUUUCAAGUCAUAAGUCAUUUACGUACGUGUAGGUAGCGCAUACAUUUCUAUUUGACACGGCGGUGGAAUUGAGGAAGCGGAAAUUGAAGAUCAGAGAAUCGUAUGAUCUCGGGAGGGCGUGGCGUGGCGAUGACUUCUCGCAGAUCGUCGGCUGGUUGUUUUAGAGCAAAGCAGAUAGUGAAUAUAACGUGAUGCUGUAGACAGGACAGGGUUAAGUCCCUGUCUGGGCAUGGAGUUGAGUUAAAAGGAAAAAAGUGUGUCACCGCGAUAGCAGAUUGGCAGAAAGAGAAAAGAGAAAGGACUUUUUAAAAGGUCACACUGUAGUCUUGUUAAGAGAGAAGAGGAGAAAAAGAGAGAGAGAGAGAGGAGGGGUGAGAAAAGAGAAGCCGGAUGGAUUUCUUGUAAAUCAGCAAACAGCCUGUCCAAUGAGAUUGCUCCGAAGACUGGCACCGAGCCAGCAUCAGAGGUAUACAGAGCGCGAGAGCGAGUGAGAGAAAGAGAGAAGGAGGAGGAGCUGAAUGAACAGGACGUUGUGUGUGAGUACGCAAAACACACACACAUACACGGACACGAGCGCCUUGUAGAAACCGUGCACGCUUUUAUCCCCUCAUGAAGCCCAGAACCAAGAAAGCAGGAAGAAUCUAUUAGGAAUGAAGGAUUCUCUGCAGUCGCAUAGCUGGUUCUGAAAAAUGGCGGUGGUACAGAGGAUCUUUAACUCCACCCAGCCCUUCUCCAUGUCCACGAACCAGCCUCAACUCAAGGUCCACGGCUGCCUCGCUUCCAGCCCCGAGCCUCAGUCGCCGGUCACCACUGGGAAGGACGAUAAACAGCACAAGCUGACAGAAUGGCCCAACUUCCAACUCCUGAAGGUCAUCUCACAUGGCACUGCCAAGCACAUAGGCACUGGACCUCUGGACACCGAGAAGCCCUCCAUCAUCGCCCAGGCAGAGUGUGAAUCUCAGGACUCGCAGGAAUUCUGUCCCAACAGCAGACAUAAAAUUGUGUACACUGGGGCUUGUAAAAAUACGUACACGGGCCUGUCCCUCCAACACGGCGUGGUCUCUCACCGGCAGCCGAGGAAGAAGCGACGGAAGAGACAGCGGCGGAGGGAGGGCCAACAGAGGGACGGAGGGAGCGAGAGAGUGAGAGAAAGAAGACUAACUAGAGUGCCGCAACAGGACAGCGGAGAGGUGAGAUGGACGCAGUUUGGAGAGUGUAGCUACAUAACCAGCACCAACAGCAGAAGCGCAAUAAGCACCGAGAGCCUGUCCGUGCAGGAGACAGCGGCGCCCUCCUACUCGUCUCACCCGGGCCUCAUCGACACCCGGCUCACUUCCAAAUCCUGGAGUUGCCUCUACAGUCCCGCACAUGGCCUGGAGUCCUACAGCCAAGAGAGCGAGAGCGAGCGCUCGCCUGAUCCCGACUCGCCGCUCAUCAGCGAAGCCGAAUGCUCCCUAGCGCUCGCGGGCCUCAGGAACAACGUCUCCCAGGCCGAGUGCUCCUUCGCCUCGGCGUUCGCCAAACAGAUGGUCCGAGACGUGAAGGAACGGGAGGAUGAGGACGGAGACGACGAGACGGAAGAGAGCGACUGGAACGAAGGCAUCCUCUUCAAAGAGGAGCUCCAGCCCCAGGACUAUGAAUAUCGAGAGGGAAGGGAUUACGAGCUCCGUGAUUUACUGAAGCAAGGCUCGUUCGGCACCGUCUACAGCAUCCGAGACAAAUCCAGCGGCUUCGUGUGUGCCGCCAAGAAGGUGCCGCUAAAACAUUUCAGAAGUGAGGAGGUGGGCUCGUGGAGUGCCCUCCAGUCUCCUCACGUGGUGGAAUUCUUCGGAUUUGUCCGAGAGGGUCAAUCCGUCAUCCUGUUCAUGGAUCUCAAACCAGGUUCUCUGGGGCAGCUUUUGGCACAAAGGGGUCGCCUGCCCGAGGAUCUCAGCCUGCAUUAUAUGCAUCAGGUCCUGGGGGCGCUAGAGCACCUGCACAAGAGACGCAUCCUACACCUGGACGUCAAAGUCGAUAAUGUGUUGUUGUCCGAGGAUGGGAAAAACACAUUUCUGUGCGACUUCGGCGAGUCAGAACGGCUAGACCUGUAUGGAUUCAGUCCUUCCCAAGCUCUAAAGGGGACAGAGACUCACAUGUCUCCGGAGGUGGCGCGUGGAGAGAAGCGCUGUGCCAAGGCAGACGUCUGGAGCAGCUGCUGCAUGCUACUGCACAUGCUCAAUGGAUGCCAGCCGUGGACGCGCUACUACUCCCGCCCACUCUACCUCAAAAUCGCUGAGGAGCUGCCGCCCCUGAGAGAGAUCCCACCCGACUGCAGCCCUCACACGGCUGACGUCAUCAAACUGGGGCUGCAAAGAGAGUCGAGCCGGAGAGCCUCGUCCAAGGAUCUCAGAGUUCAAACAGCUAAAGCGCUUAAACAACUGGGAGGUCUCCGGAGCCCAGUAAGGGGAGGAGCUUAUCAAAAGCCACUUGGGAAGCCAGAAAGGUGUGAGCUCAGCCCCUUCUCCGAUAGCUCUGUGCAGCAGUGGAUGGGCCCAGGGCAGGAGUCGAGAGAGCGGACUAGACUGACGGCUGAGCCGAAGCGCUACAGACAACGGGUGGGGAAAGUGGAGGAGGUGAAGGAGGAGAAUGACACGGAGGAAGAGAUGGUGUUGAGAAAAGAGAGCUGCCUUGCUCCAUCUCCACCACUGUACUUUCAUUCUCCACCUCCCGAGUCGCACAAACCCACAGAGCAGGAGCUUCGCAAACUCGAGAGGGAAUUUUUCCUGAGCAGUCUGUCUCAGCCGCACUCGGCCGAGCUCCAGGAGCAGCUUCUUUCCUGCCUGGGUAGUGACUGCCUUUCUAGCAGGGACCCCGGAGACAAAAAGGACUCCGGGCGCUGGUCUGUCGGCCCCGGGGAUGAUCUCAGCUCUGGCGUGUUUUCUUACAACAGCCAAUCGGAUGGCCAGAGCUUCAGUAUGGAUUGGCUUGGCCCCGCCCACCAGCCCCCACCACGCUGCUUUGAGGGGGUGGACGUCUGCAUCAGGGACUUUAACGGGCGAUGUCUCCGUAUCCGUGAAACCCCGCGUGUAAAAGUCGGUCACAUCGCCAUAGGAAUCAGCGAUCAGAUCUCUGAGAGCGUGUUCAGUCUACAGACCGAGGAUGGUUCUUUGGUGCCCCACGAUAAGCAGGUACAGGAAGCUGGGCUCUUCCUGCGCUGUGUCCCCGCCCCUGACCCCACCCACUUUCCGUGGCACAGACAGAACUCUUGCUGCAACAUGGCAUGGAGCUGGAGGAUCAGGGACGGGAGGCUGGAGACCAGGAACUGAUGUCUUCACUGUCCAGCCUCAUACUCUGUCUCGUCUCAGUUUAACCCCUCUUUGUCAGUAUUUGUAUUCCUCCACACUUUAUGUGCCCUUCAGUAUUUCAGGAAUGUAUUGAUUUUUUAUUGAUGAUUAGAUGACUUUUUUACUGAUGAUAAAUUCAUAUCUUUAUUCAUGAUAAAUAUAAACUUCAACGUACUGUAUAGCUGCACAACUCAUUUUGUCGAACGAAGAAAUUCCGUAUUAUAAUUUCAUUUCCGAUCAGGCAGAUGCACUUAUUUCUAUUUCUCAAUAAUUACCGUGCACUAUAUUCCUUUCUCGCCAUAACCUGCUUGAGCACAACAAUAAACCCUGUCAUACUACA